AUGGCUUUGCAAGAAUUAGAGCGUUCUCAUGUUCCACAGCUUGAGGAUACGGACAAGUAUUCAUUGAUAUUCUACUAUAAUGAACAAACAGAAGCAGACCUGGUGAAAGAAGUUGAUACUCUGUUGGAACAAAACAAGGACGAUAGCGUUCUCUCCAACGCGUAUUGGUUCAAAAGCAAUAUUCAUCCCGAAACGAUCAAUUAUAUUGGUGCUUCAAUUGCUAAUGUGAUUGGCAUUGAUCUCGAGGGUGAGAUGAAAAACAAUUUGUGUGCCGUCAUGUUGGGAACCAAAGGAAAGAAAUUCAUGACAAGUCUCAAGACUCCACUUGAUAAAGAGGCUUUAAAGACAUGGCUUGCCUCCGUUCAAGACGGAACUGCAAAAGCUGAAGUGAGAAGUGAACCAAGACCUCCUAACGAUGAAUAUCCUGGUAAGAAAGGCCUCAAAAAACUGGUUGCCACAGCUUUUGAUGAAAUUGUGCUUGACUCACAUGAUAAGGAUGUUUUUGUUGAUAUUUAUGCUGAUUGGUGUGGUCCUUGUAUUAUGGUGGGCCCUAUGAUUGAGAAAGUUGCCAACGUUUUACAACCUGAAUCAGGUAUUGUCAUUUGUAAAAUGAACUCGGAUUUGAAUGAUUAUUCGGAUGAACUGUUCCCUGAAGGUACUAUUCCUAACAUGAAGCUUUUCCCUGCUGGUGAUAAGGAAAAGAAGAACAAUCCAAUUAAAUUCUCAGGUAAAAGAAGUGCAGCAGGAAUUUUGGCCUGGAUUCAUGAAAACGCAACAAACAAAUUUGAUUUGGACAAGUAUUUGCCUGAUUGCAAGAAAUUCGACGACUUCUUCUUGUUAAAAAUGGAGGCUGAAGAAAUGAUUCAGGAAGUUAAAAACGAUUUGGAUUUCGUUCCUGAGAGUUCAACUCCAGACUUGGAGAAUCUGUUGAAGGAUUUAGAAAAGAAAAUUGAUGAAGAGGAGGUUGGCGAUGUAACAAAUUUAUUGGAGAGCUUGAAAAUUUCUACUGAUAGGGAACAAGUAAAACAAGCUGCUGACAAGAAACGAUUAGGAAAUGUCGUCAAGAUUCACAACAUGAGCGAAUUUGAUGAGGCCUUAAAGCAUGACAAGUUAGUUGUUGUUGAUUUUACUGCCUCGUGGUGUGGACCUUGUCAAUUUAUCGGACCAAUUUUUGCAGCCAUGUCCUCACAAUAUGCAGAUGCCAAGUUUUUGAAGGUCGAUGUGGAUGAAUGCCAAGAUGUUGCAUUGAAGUGUGGAAUUGAAGCAAUGCCUACCUUCCAAUUCUUUAAGAAUGGUUCUAAGAUUGCUGAAAUUCAAGGUGCAGAUCCAGAAGGUCUCGACGAAGCCAUUAAUAAGCACCUUUAA
This is a messenger RNA of Naegleria lovaniensis, 1365 nucleotides long. RefSeq lists its product as uncharacterized. The coding region runs from base 1 to 1365 and encodes 454 amino acids. Lineage: Eukaryota; Heterolobosea; Eutetramitea; Acrasida; Naegleriidae. The transcript has 3 exons. The record is from RefSeq and is a predicted model, not a curated record.